Gallus gallus (chicken) is the source of this 8505-nucleotide messenger RNA. RefSeq names its product neuromedin U receptor 1 (gene NMUR1). The transcript is spliced from 2 exons. Gene Ontology annotation, biological process: G protein-coupled receptor signaling pathway. NCBI's taxonomy places the organism in Eukaryota, Metazoa, Chordata, Aves, Galliformes, Phasianidae. Gene Ontology annotation, cellular component: plasma membrane. Gene Ontology annotation, molecular function: neuromedin U receptor activity. The record is from RefSeq and is a predicted model, not a curated record. The coding region runs from base 1175 to 2491 and encodes 438 amino acids.
AGUGCAGAGGACGGGCAGAAGGAUAGACAGACAGACGGACGGACAGGCAGCAGGAGGGAUCCGAGCCCUGAGCGCAGCGAGAGGUGACGCCGCGAUCGCAGCAGUGCCGGGCUCCAGCUCGGGCAGCGCUCCGCAGCCGGCGACGGGGAGGACCCAGGGUUGUACAUCUGGGAGCACGGAGACCUCGAGCAGCCGCUGGCUCCGUCUGCGCCCUCCCUGCAGAAUUCCGUCCAACUCCGGCCCCCGCGCCCGCUAGUGUCGGCAGAGCAGCGCUGAUCGAUGCCUCCUUCACUACGCAAAUGGCAAAUCACCGCGUUGUGAAGGCUGCUGGUGGGGAUGGAGACGGCCGUGCCGCCCUCCCCCGGGACUCUCUCGAGUCAAUGGAGUUUAUGACUUUAACGUAUUUCCUCUCCCCUCCUGAAGAGCAUCUCCUCCGCGGUGCCGCUUUGCCGGCGAGGUUCCAGCCCCCGGUCUGGGCACCGGGUUUGGGGACGGGAGGAAGCCCUCCGGGAGCCCCCCGCUGACGGAGGAGAGCGGCAGCUGGCGGAGAGGGGCAGCGGGUUGCCGAGAGCUGAGCUCCAAGUGGAAAGCAGGAUUCCUUUCUCCUGCCUCUUAAGGCAGCGACGUCUCCAUCCCCUCCCUCGCUCCCUCCCUGUCCGACCCUGUCUGACAUAGGGGUACUGGGACUUCAUCCUGCGUCAGGAGCUUCCCAGCGAGACGUAAGUCCUUCCUGGAGAGGAGGAUGAAUUUUCCCCUCGGCUGUUUCACCUCUCAGCCCCUCUGCAUGGGGAGCUGGAGCUGGGGCAAUGCAUGGCGCGCUCCGGGGUUGGCUUUGGGGCUGUGUCCUGUGGGAUCCCUUUGGGGCUGUGUCCUGAGGAGAGGGGACAGCCCCGCCACGGUGUCCCCACAGGUGGGACAAAAAAGCCACUGUGGGUCAGGGAGCUGCCAGGGCUGUUUGGGAAGCGGGGCAAGGGGAGCGCGGGGUUCCUAUAGGGGGAGGUUUGGAAGAUUUUGGGUGGUUUCCCAAAGGAAAAGCUUUGGCUGGGGCAGGAUGGGGGUGCUGAGCUGUGGUGAUCGGCAGAGCCUUGGAACCCCGAUGGGAAGAGAGACUCGGGCUCAGGAGCAGCAGAGGGUUUGGGAGAACACCCAGUGAACUGCCACGUCUCCCGCAGCCAUGAAUCCCUACAUCAACUGCUUCGGCCCUGAGCUCCCCCUGCCCCAGCAAGACUUCCCCAUGGAGCCCCCCAGCCCCGACCUCUGCAACAGGACUCACCCUGAUGCUUUAUUCGACCCCAAAGAUGCCAACCUGACUGAGGAGCAGCUGCGGCAUAAAUACUUAGGGCCUCGGAGGUCCAGCUUCUUCAUCCCUGUCUGCGUGAUCUACCUGCUGAUCUUUGCUGUGGGGGCAGUGGGCAACACACUCACCUGCAUCGUCAUCCUCCGGCACCGCUUCAUGAGGACGCCCACGAAUUACUACCUGUUCAGCCUGGCUGUGUCCGACCUGCUGGUGCUGCUGCUGGGGAUGCCUCUGGAGCUGUACGACAUGUGGAGCAAUUACCCCUUCCUGCUGGGGGCUGGGGGCUGUUACUUCAAGACGUUGCUCUUUGAGGCCGUCUGCUUCGCUUCCAUCCUCAACGUCACCGCCCUGAGCGUGGAGCGCUACAUUGCCGUGGUGCACCCGCUCAAAGCUAAGUAUGUGGUGACCAGGAACCACGCCAAGAGGGUCAUCAUCACCAUCUGGGUGGUGUCGGUCAUCUGUUCCAUCCCCAACACCAGCAUCCAUGGGCUGCAGGCUCUCUAUGUGCCCGGCCGGGGCCGCGUGCCCGAUUCGGAGAUCUGCACCCUGGUGAAGCCACGCCUCACCUACAAUCUCAUCAUCCAGAUCACCACCAUCGUCUUCUUCUUCCUGCCCAUGGGGACCAUCAGCAUCCUCUACCUGCUCAUCGGCCUGCAGCUCAAGAAAGAAAAGAUGCUGGAGGCCCUGGGAGCCAAGUCCAGCGGUGACAGCGACUAUCACAGAGUCCGGGGACAGAAGAAGGUGAAGAGGAGGCAGGUCACGAAGAUGCUGUUCGUGCUGGUGGUGGUGUUUGGGAUCUGCUGGGCCCCCUUCCACACCGACCGCCUCGUCUGGAGCUUCAUCUCCACCUGGACGGGCCCCAUGCUCCACAUGUUCCAGUACGUCCACAUCAUUUCAGGCGUCUUCUUCUACCUGAGCUCAGCUGCCAACCCCAUCCUCUACAACCUGAUGUCCACCCGCUUCCGCGAGAUGUUCAAGGAGGUGAUGUGCCACCCCGGCCAGCGCCCGCCAAGCUCAUGCAAGCACUCACCCAGCGUCACCCACGCCACCACCCGCAGCACUGAGUGUGAGCCCAUACCCAGUGCCAAUGGGCUGCCCCUCUCUGACGCUGAGGAGUACGAGAUGGAGGAGAUGGAGGAGGAGAUGGAGAUGGAGGGUGGCCGGGCUGUCACACGUGCUACAUCCCUCUGCUGAACAGCAAGAAGACAUGGAGGAACCAAAACAGCUUCCCCGCCAUCAGCAUCGGCAUCACCAUCACCACGGCAUCCAUCUGCAGCACGGAGGGGAGCAAUGGGGCCGUGCAUCUCCGUGCUGUUCCACCAGGAGCAGGGCUGGUUCUCCAGGUGUGCUGCCAGGCUGCUUGUCUCGGCUGCUCCAGGGACACGGUGACCAUCCCUUGCCUCUCUACGCCCAGGUUGCAUUGCAUCCUCUUCACUCAUCACUGGGGCCAGCCAAACCCAGGGCAUCGUGGUGUCACAGGGGCCCCCUCAUCCCCACCCUGCAUGAGCUGUUCCUCACCCAAGAAUCACAAGUUAGAGCCAUUCUCCCUCAAUUUGUGCCCUAGUUGCAUUCCCUGGGACCCAGACCAGUCCCCAGCACCCAGCCAUCCUCCCACGUGAUGGGCACCAUCCCUUCACCCCCCUCCUGCGUAUCCCCACAUCUUUGUGCAAUAAACUUGCCGGGGAAGGCGAUGAUGGCAGCUCCUGCCCCUAAAGGCACCCUGAAAUGUGCUGCCAUGCCUUGAUGCUUCUCCUGGGGCUUUGCUCACUUGAGGCGGGGGAGGUGUGAGUGGGAUGCACGACGCAUGGGGCCGCCCCCGGAAUGGAGAUGAUCAAUCUGUCCCCAGACACUCUGCUGGGAAAAUGUCACAAAAUGCCACCGCAGGUGGGCAGGCAGGCAGGCCGGCUCCCCCCGGCUGGAGGGACCGAUCAAUUCACUGCCUGGGAUCGAUGCUGCCGCCAUCCUGGUGUGCACAGGGUCCUCCUGUGGGAUGGAAUAUCAGUGCUGCAAAAUGCUGCCCCAUGGCUAUCGGAGCAGGCUGACCCACUCCUUACACAACUUUCCCAGCCCCAGUUUUCCCCCAGCCAGGACGUGUGCUCACAAACUCCCUCCCGUGCCCCGCUGACCCAGCCCCAGCCUCACAGCCCCUGUCCCAUGGGCAAAGUGUUUCCCUUUGGGGUCCUGUUGUGCAGGUGAAUGUGGGGCUGAGGUAACCUCUGCCCUUCGGGAUCCUCCCAGCUGCUCUCAGAGCACUUCAACGUGGCAAAGUGCUUCGAUCUCCAUUUUCUCCCCUCUAUCUCCCAUCGCUCCCGGUCCCAGGCAGCCAGGGGUGGAGGUGACGGAUGCCUCCUUGAUGGCUGUUAUUGCCCCAUUAUGCCUCACACGGACACUUCCCCAGCUGGAAACCUCUGGGGAAUGGCUUUUUAAUUGGCAGUCGAUAGCAUUUUAUUGCGCAGCGACAGCAAGCGGAGUUUCAGGUCCGUCACGCCCUGGCUCAGGGCAGUGGGGAAGUCAGGGGACUAAACACCUUGGCCAAGGGACGGCAGAAAGUGCCCCCCCUGGGUCAUGUCCCCAGCUGUCCCCUGGCACAGCCAUGCUCCAUGUAUCCCCUCUGCCUCUUCUUGGCCGCUCAGUUUGCUCUUUGAGAUGCAGGAGGGGACGCUGGUGGUGAUGCUCCAGCAAUGGGUGUCAGGUGGUGACGCUGGGGCUGUUUAGAGGGGUUUUUUUUUUUGAUCACCCCAAAGAGGAUCUGAGGGCAAACCUCACUCCUCCAGCCACCGUUCUGGGACAGCACAUGGGGACAGCCCUGUGGCUCCGUGUCACCAUCCCUGCUGGGGGCUUAGCCGAGUGCUUAUACGUGUUGCACAGAUAUGUGGCUGGUGCUUCUGCAGGAUGAAUCAGAGGGAUUCCCCCUAAUGGGGGCUAUGCACGGAGGGGAUGGUUGAGACAAGCCAUGGAUGAGUGAUGGGGUCGGGGAUUGGGGCUGUGCAGGGACCCCCACAUCUCCCACCCGUGCUAUCAGCCACGGAUCAGACGUCCCCUGGGACGGGAUGGCCACAGUGCUAGGAGGUCCCCAAAACACCGCCUGCGAUGGGUUUCCUCUGAGCUGGGAGACACAUCUCUCUGUCCCCACACUUCGGGACACAUGUCCGCCUCAAGCCCCGCACCACCACCUUCUCUCCAAAUGGUUCAUUUCCCAAGAGCCGCUUCACAAAAGUUGUCAUCCGUCCUCUGAGAUUUACAGCAGUGCUUUCCCAGCAGCCGAUCCCAUUGGAACCCGCUGCGGCUGAACCCCACGUGCUCACACCGCGGCACAGCAAAUCCCCCCGGCCGUGCAGCACCCCUUGAUGGUGCCUCCAAUUCAAAGAUUUAUCACCUUCGCUUGGGGAUUAAAAAGCAAUCCAUCUGCGAGGCUGCCCCAGCCUUGUAAGGCUUUUUGUGCCGGGGUUGUUUGCAACGGCCAUGGCUUUUUUUCUUUCCUUGACGGAGCCAAAACUCAGUUUUACAGCAGUUUUCCCAGACGGUUGGAGCUGUGAUGGAUGGCACUGGGAACGCCAGCAGAUUCUUCACCACCCUUCCCCAAAAGCCGAGGGAGGGGCUGGUUUUUGCUUGCUUCACGUGGCUGUGGGUGGGGGAAGGCUCACGUGGACAGUGUUUGCAAAGCCCUCGUGGCUGGAUCUGGGACUCGGGCUGUGCCAGUGGAGAUGGAGCAUCAGUGUCAGAGAUGUGCUCGGAUCCCAUUCCUCCCAGCAGGGCCGUGGGAGGCAUAGAGGGACCUCAGAUCCCUUCCCCAGCCCUACAGAAGUGUGCAGGGACAAUUGGCCCAUGAAGGCCACCAGCAGCCAAGCAUCACUCACACCUGUUCCCACUGCAACAUGGUAAGGACAGUGGAACUGAUGUCCCAGCAGCACUUGCUUUGGUUUAUGGGGAUACUUUGGUUAAGAAAGGAAAGUGAUGCACAACUAGCACGGCAGCUAAUGGAUGAGAGGUGGCAUGGUGGCAUGUGGGGCAGCCAUCUGGGGCCAUGGGGAGUGUUGUCUUCAAGGUGGGGUGGUGAUGGUCACCUGGGUGGGGACAAGGGACAUGGGUGUUUUGGUCCUCAGUGUGUUUCCUGCCUUCCUCUUGGCCACUGAUGGCAAAGUGGCUCUACGACAGGCUCGUUGCAUGUAAGGCCACAUGGUCUUGCCCAUGGACCGCCUUCAAGAAAAGUCCAUUGCAGUCACUGAUGUUGUUCAUGGAGCUCAGGAAGGCCCAGGCAGGAUGGAGUACCUUGCACUGUGAAAAGGAAGGCUGUGAUGUCCAGACUAGAAAAAGAUAAAACUCAUCUUAUUUUCUAUAUAUUUAGGACAGCCAAGGCAUCAAAAGCAAGCAGGAACCCAAGAGCUGGCCCUGCUGCCAGGCAGUCACAGCAGCUUUAAUUACAGGGCUUCAUUGCUCCUUGUGCUCACUGCGGCAGCCAGGGAAGUUUUAUCUCCUCCUGUUGGGACAAUUGAACGUGACACAUUGGAGAAAGCUGUCAGAGAGGCAGAGCAGAUUUCUCUCAUUAUCUUUCCUUUGCUGCCUGUCAGCUGCCAGCACAGCCAGAAAAAGCAAAGGGAGAAAUGCAAACCCCAAAUACAAUCCUCCCUUCUCCUGCUGCCCCAUUGGCUCAGCUCUGUCCCCACGCACACCGACCCCACCAGUACUCAGCCACUCUUAAUUCCUCUUGCAAUUUCCCUUCUAGUGCUUAGGUUCACCCUGUUUCCACUGGUUCCUCCCUAUGGAGCACCCGUGAAUGCCUUUGGGAUGCUCUGCUCCCACGUGCCAUCCUCCUGCAGCUCACUCCUUCAACACUCAGAGGGUUAUGGCUGAAGCACAGAGCUGCACUAACACCACACCACCCACAGCUCGGGGCUCCUGUAACCUCACUGCAGUUUGCUUUUUCACCACUGUUCUGAGGAUGAAGCUCACUUCAUUCUCAGAAAGGAUUUUCUAGAGGAAACGGCAUCCUGAGCUCUCCAUCCCAGGAUGCAGACCCCAAAAUGUCACUUCACAAAGCUGAACGGAGCAAUGAACUCUGCUAGGAAGUCACUUCUCCCACUCAGGAUAACUGCUUUUCCAAGGCAUGGCGCACCGAGGGAGCCCAUUCUCCUGGGUGAGGCAGAAAGUGACGACUGGAUGUAAAUUAUAUUAGCAGGCCUUUUAUUGGACAGAUGCUACAUGAUAGGACUAUGGCAAGGGACAGGGAAAGUAAUGAAGGCAAACGGUACAGCGCCGUGGGGAGACAAAUCAAAUAAGGGUCUGACAGCACGGUCUGCACUCGUUGGCUCUCGGCUCAGUGGGACACAACACAGCAGUGCUCAGCCCCACGUUUGGGGGCUGACAGUACCUCCAGCAGGAAAAUCAUUGCCCCUGUAGGUCUGGUACCAGGGGGCACCUCGGUCUCAAGUACGUGUCCCAGGCUGGUCCUCUUCGCUCCAGCUGUGGGCUUUGGGGGUUCAUUCACGAGAUGACUAUGGGGACAUCCCCUGGGGAACACCAGCCAACGCUGGUGUCUCAGGGCCAGCUGCCACCAGGCCAUUUCCAGGCACCGCACUGCUUUCUGCCACGCUGUUUCCGGCUGUGCACUUUCUCUAGGGGUGGCCCUUUGCUUUUCGGGGUCCCCCCUCCUCCACCUAAACAGCAUAUUUGCCACUAACAGAGCUGCUAAACCGGUUUUGGCCACGUUACUCCACGCUGAUGCUGCAGAUGGCUGCAGCCCUGCCUUGGCCCCGAGGCUCCCUCUGAGCUGUGCUGCAGAGCUAACACGGGGUGUUGAUGCACCCUGGGCACUCGGGGACAGCUCCUGCAGCACGUGGAGGGCGGGAGUCUGAGUGAUCAUAUCCCACACGUGCGUGUGACAGACACAGCGAUGCCGGCAGUGUCCCCCUGUCUUAGCUCCAUUCCUCCCUAUGGUGUGAGCCCGUUUGCAGGCUGGCAAGAGGUUCCCGGGUCCCCCUGAGCAUCCGAGGGACCCUCCUCACACCAUGCAUGACUUCAUUCAUUCACAGUCCCCACCUCUUUUCUUCAGAUUUUCUCUCAGGUGAGGAGCUUUUCUCCAGCAGCCUCGGAAGGGCAGAGGGAAUACGGGGGUGAGCCUGGAGCCCCGGGGAGAGGGCUGGACUCCAGUAAUGCCACGCCGGGGGAGGGUGGGGGGUUGGAGGGGGAACGCCAGGGGCUGCCCGGGACCAUUUACACCCAAUUCUACAUACACUUAAGUAAAACCCCACAGGAAUAUAAUCUCCUAAUGAACAAAAUAAGAGUCAUUCAUCGUGCGGACGCAGUUUAUUUUUCUCCAGGGACAGGAGCACAGCUGGGGGGGGGGGUCCUUCCAUAUCAAGCAUCACCCCGGCAGCUGCUUACUCCCCUGCUCCAGGACUCACACCAGUGCUGCCGCAGCGCCGCAGAAGAUGGGUCGGUGCCGGGGCGGGGGGUUAAUACCGUGGCUGAGGGGCACAGGCAGAGCAAGGCAGACCCCGACCCGAACCUCAUAAUUUAGGAACUUCCGAAUAAAACAGCAACCCCAGCUGCCGCCCCCCCCCCCUUCCGGUACCCGACCAACCUGGGAGCCAGCUCCCAUCUCCGUCCAGGACCGCCGUGCCCCCCCUCGCUGCCCCUAACCCCCCCGGUGCCCCCCGCCCGGCCCCACCACGUGGCCCGCCGCCCGCCACGUGCUCUCCCGCGGCCCCGGACACGCCUGCUCUCCACUAAGAGCCGCGUCCAAUCAGCGCGCAGGCACCGAGCUGCCGCCUUCUUAUUGGCCGCCUUGCAUCCUCGAGGGCGGGAGUUACGACCCCUAGUUCUCGUCCCACGUCUCGCGGGCUUUCCCCUUGCUGCCCGCUGUAACGCGCUCUCCCGUUGGUCGAUGACAAAGCGACGCCGAUUGGCGGAAGGGCUCGAGGGGCGGAAGCGGCGAUUGGCCGAGCGGCGCGGCGCGCCCGCCGAUUGGACGGAGCGGGGGCGGAGUGGGAGGGGCGAAGCCGAGGGCUAGGCAAGCCAGCGGAAGGGCCGUGAGCUCGCUCUUUCGUUUCAGUCCCCGGUGUGCAUCGCCAGCGCCGCGCCGCCGCUCCCGGGGCCCGCUCCGUUCCCCGCCGCCACCCCCCAGGGACGCGCACUCCCACCCCCCGAGGCAGUUCGGCCGCCGCCCCAGCGCCGCCAGACACCGCCGCCAUCAUGGUGAAGCUCGCCAA